Drosophila mojavensis is the source of this 6138-nucleotide messenger RNA. RefSeq names its product neurogenic protein mastermind (gene mam). Gene Ontology annotation, molecular function: transcription coactivator activity. The coding region runs from base 835 to 5550 and encodes 1571 amino acids. Gene Ontology annotation, biological process: positive regulation of transcription by RNA polymerase II; Notch signaling pathway. The transcript is spliced from 8 exons. The record is from RefSeq and is a predicted model, not a curated record. NCBI's taxonomy places the organism in Eukaryota, Metazoa, Arthropoda, Insecta, Diptera, Drosophilidae. Gene Ontology annotation, cellular component: nuclear speck.
UGCCGCUUUUUUUUCUGUUGUAUGCAGAGCACGUACGCGGUGUUUUUUUAUACCAUUUUUGGUGUUUCGUACAUUUGUCGCGGAUAUUUACGUUUAACGAAAUGAACAUCUAACAAACAAACAAACCUGUGUACGUUUAAUGUUCAAUGUGUGUGUUCAAUAAACUGUUUAUGUACGCGUCGCUCUCAUUGAAAUAACAAACUAAUGAAAAAAAUCAAAUUGGAUUAUCGCCAAGCCCCGUGCUAAUGUUGGGCAACACUGCCGCACUUAUGGCCACGUUUCUGCCAUCCAAUUGGAACAACCACACGAAGAACUGCCCCUAGCUAACAAUUUAAUUGUCACAAUUGCACAAAAACUAUUUGUGCUGAUAAGAAGAAGCCAGAGUACAGGCAGUAAAGGAGACCCACACUCCUCCUGGCCUGCCACCAAACAAGGGAUAAAUCAGCAUGUCUACCCAAUCUUUAUAUCGCUGCCUUGUGCCUCACGUCCCGCCACAUCGAGCAACGUAGAAUUUCUUCUGUUUUGUCUCAUAUGCUUCCAACAAAAUUGCAGCAGCAACAACAACAACAUCAUCAUCAACAACAACAACGAUAAUAGCCAUAGCAGUAGCUAUUGCGAACUACAACAACAGGAAAGUCAAGCAAGAAGUGAAUUGCAGAUUGUAAAGCAAUUCGAACUACACUGAGAGAAACGCCGUUUGGAGCGUGUUUGGUGCCGUUUUGUGGUCUUGUUACUUCGUGAUUUCGUCGCCGUCGUCAGCGUUUGCCGCAGACGGAGGAGGACGAUUGACGCGAAGAAACGAGCCGUAGCCAAAGCCUCAACACGGACGCAUUUAUGGAUGCGGGCGGCCUGCCAGUGUUCCAGAGCGCCAGCCAAGCAGCAGCAGCCGCCGUCGCCCAGCAGCAGCAGCAGCAGCAACAGCAACAGCAGCAUCAGCAGCAGCAGCACUUGAAUCUCCAAUUGCAUCAGCAGCACUUGCAGCAGCAGAGUCUGGGCAUACACCUGCAGCAGCAGCAGCAAUUGCAACUGCAACAGCAGCAACACAAUGCACAGGCGCAGCAACAGCAACAGUUGCAGGUGCAACAACAGCAGCAGCAGCAGCGACAGCAGCAACAGCAGCAGCAGCAGCAUUCGCCCUACAAUGCCAACUUGGCAGCAGCAGGCGGCAUUGUCGGCGGCCUUGUCCCUGGCGGCAACGGAGCUGGCGGCGUUGCGUCUGCAGCAGCUGUCGGCGGACCCAAUGGCAACAACAAUAACAACAACAACGGCAGCAACGGCAACAGCAACAACAUCAUCAUCAACAACAGCAACAUUGCACAAGGGGAUGGACUGCCAGCGAAACGUCAGCCAAUUGUUGAACGCCUGCGCAGACGCAUGGAAGGCUAUCGACGCAGACAGACGGACUGCGUGCCACGUUACGAGCAGACCUUCAGCACCGUCUGCGAGCAGCAGAACCAGGAGACUAGCGCACUGCAGAAGCGCUUCCUCGAGAGCAAGAACAAGCGGGCGGCCAAAAAGACUGAGAAGAAACUGCCGGAGACCCAACAGCAGACACAGACACAGAUGUUAGCCGGACAGCUGCAGAGCAGCGUGCAUGUGCAACAAAAAAUCCUAAAACGUUCAGCGGACGAUGUUGACAAUGGCCCCGACAACUUUGAACCGCCGCACAAGUUUCCCAAUAACAACAACAACAACAACAAUAACAACAGCAGCAAUAAUAACAACAAUAAUAGCAGCAGCAACAACAACAAUAACAACAACAGCAGCAGCUCUAGCGGCGUCGGCGGCGGCGGCUCAGAGAAUCUAACAAAAUUCUCUGUGGAAAUCGUCCAGCAACUGGAGUUCACCACCUCGGCGGCCAAUUCGCAGCCGCAGCAGAUUAGCACGAAUGUCACAGUGAAGGCGCUGACCAACACCUCUGUCAAGAGCGAACCGGGUGUCGACCAGCAACAGCAGCAGCAGCAGCAGCAACAACAUCAGCAACAUCAACAACAUCAGCAGCAUCAGCAGCAUCAACAGCAGCAACACCAUCAGCAGCAGCAGCAGCAGCAACAAGGCGGCGGUCUGGGUGGCCUUGGAAAUAAUGGGCGUGGCGGCGGGGGUCCUGGCGGCGGCGGCGCCGGCAUGCCCACAGGACCCGGCGGCGUCGGAAUGGUGCCCAACAUGAUGUCGGCCCAGCAGAAAUCCGCCCUGGGCAACUUGGCCAAUUUGGUCGAGUGCAAGCGAGAGCCGGACCACGAUUUUCCCGACUUGGGCUCGUUGGACAAGGAUGGCGCGAAUGGACAAUUUCCGGGCUUUCCCGAGCUGCUGGGCGAUGACAACUCUGAGAACAAUGACACCUUCAAGGAUCUCAUCAACAAUCUGCAGGACUUCAAUCCCAGUUUCCUCGACGGUUUUGAGGAGAAGCAGCUGCUCGAUAUCAAAACGGAGGAUGGCAUCAAAGUGGAGCCGCCCAACGCGCAGGAUCUGAUCAACAGCUUGAACGUGAAGAGCGAGUCGGGCUUGGGUCAUGGCUUUGGCGGUUUCGGUGUUGGACUUGGUCUCGAUCCGCAGUCGAUGAAAAUGCGACCAGGCGUUGGUUUUCCCAACGGCAACAACAACGCAGGCAACAACAACCCCGCAGCUGGCGGCAACACCGGGCCGGGUGGUCUCAUGUCGGAGCACUCGCUGGCGGCGCAGACGCUGAAGCAGAUGGCCGAGCAGCAUCAGCACAAGAGCGCGAUGGGCGGCAUGGCCGGCUUUCCACGCCCACCCCACAGCAUGCAGCAGCAGCAACAGCAACAACAACAGCAGCAACAGCAGCAGCCGCAGCAGCAGCAGCAUGGCCAGAUGCGCUACAAUGACUAUGGCGGCGGCUUUACCAAUGACUUUUCGAUGGGUCCGAAUCCUGGGCAGCAGCAACAGCAGCAGCCACAGCAACAGCAGCCGCAGCAGCAGCAACACUUGCCGCCGCAGUUCCAUCAAAAGGCGCCGGGCGGCGGUGUCAAUGUGCAGCAGAACUUUUUGGAUAUCAAGCAGGAGCUCUUCUAUUCCUCACAAAACGAUUUCGAUCUCAAGCGGCUGCAACAGCAGCAGGCAAUGCAACAGCAACAGCAGCAGCACCAUGCACAGCAGCAACAGCAACAACAUCCCAAUGGUCCCAAAAUGGGUGUACCCAUGGGCGGAGCGGGCAACUUUGCGAAGCAGCAGCAGCAGCAACAGGUGCCGACGCCGCAGCAGCAGCAACAGUUGCAGCAGCAACAGCAACAAUACUCGCCAUUCAGCAAUCAAAACGCCAACGCCAACUUCCUCAACUGCCCGCCUCGCGGCGGCCCCCAAGGCAAUCAGGCGCCGCCGCAGCAGCAGCAGCAACAACAGCAGCAGCAGCAGCCGCCACGCGGUCCGCAGUCCAAUGCCAAUGCGGGUAAUGCAGGCAAUGCAACGCAGCAGCAACAGCAACAACAACAACAGCAGCAGCAGCAGGCCACAACUACAACGCUGCAAAUGAAGCAAACGCAGCAGUUGCACAUCAGUCAACAAGGCGGCGGCUCGCACGGCAUCCAGGUCUCUGCUGGGCAGCACUUGCACCUGAGCAGCGACAUGAAGAGCAACGUUUCGGUUGCCGCGCAGCAGGGCGUCUUCUUCAGUCAGCAGCAGGCGCAGCAGCAGCAGCAACAACAGCAGCAACAGCAGCAGCAGCCGGGCAACUCCGGACCCAAUCCACAGCAGCAGCAGCAGCAGCCGCACGGCGGCAAUCCGGGUGGCAAUGGCGGCAAUCCGAAUGGCCCCCAGCAGCAGCAGCAGCAGCAACCAAAUCAAAAUAUGAACAAUGCAAAUGUACCCUCCGACGGCUUCUCGCUCUCCCAAAGCCAAAGCAUGAACUUUACGCAGCAGCAGGCGGCGGCGGCGGCGGCAGCUGCUGCUGCACAACAGCAACAGGCAGCCGCCCAGCAGCAGCAGCAGGUGCCGCCCAACAUGCGUCAGCGUCAAACGCAGGCGCAGGCAGCGGCAGCAGCGGCCGCCGCAGCGGCUGCCCAGGCGCAGGCAGCGGCCAAUGCCAAUGGCGGACCCGGCAGCAAUGUGCCGCUGAUGCAGCAGCAGCAGCAGCCGGGCGGCGUGCCCGUUGGGGCAGGCAGCGGCAACGCCGGCAGCGCAGGGGGGCCCAAUAACGGUGCAAUGAAUCAGCUGGGCGGACCCAUGGGCGGCAUGCCGGGCAUGCAGAUGGGCGGACCCGGUGUGCCCAUGAAUCCCAUGCAGAUGAAUCCGAAUGGCGGCGCGCCCAACGCCCAGAUGAUGAUGGGCGGUGGCAACGGUGGCCCGGUGCCGGUCCCAGCCGGCAGCCAGGCCAAGUUCCUGCAGCAGCAGCAGAUGAUGCGUGCCCAGGCCAUGCAGCACCAGCAGCAGGUACAGCAGCACAUGUCCGGCGCCCGUCCCCCGCCGCCCGAGUACAAUGCGACCAAGGCGCAGCUGAUGCAGGCGCAGAUGAUGCAGCAGACGGUGGGCGGCGGCGGCGUCGGUGGCGGUGUGGGCGUGGGCGUGGGUGGCAACGCAGCCGGCGGACGCUUCCCCAACAGCGCAGCCCAGGCAGCGGCCAUGCGGCGCAUGACCCAGCAGCCCAUCCCGCCAUCCGGGCCAAUGAUGCGACCCCAGCAUGCCGCCAUGUACAUGCAGCAGCAUGGUGGUGCGGGCGGCGGGCCACGCGGCGGCAUGGGCGGACCGUACGGCGGCGGGCAGCCGCAGCAGCAACCUCAGCAGCAGCAGCGGCCGCCGAACGUGCAAGUGACGCCCGAUGGCAUGCCGAUGGGCUCGCAGCAGGAGUGGCGCCACAUGAUGAUGACGCAGCAGCAGCAGCAGAUGGGCUUCGGACCGGGCGGACCCAUGCGACAAGGGCCCGGCGGCUUUAACAGCGGCAACUUCAUGCCCAAUGGGGGACCCAAUGCGCCGGGCAACGGGCCGAACAGCGGCAUGAUGUCCGGCCCGAACGGGCCGCAGAUGCAGCUGACGCCCGCGCAAAUGCAGCAGCAGCUGAUGCGACAACAACAGCAGCACAUGGGACCCGGCGGAGGAGGCGGCGGCGGCGGCGGCAACAUGCAAAUGCAACAGCUGCUGCAGCAGCAGCAGAGCGCGGCUGCUGGCGGCAACGGCGGCGGCGGCGGUGGAGGCGGCGGCAUGAUGGCCGCCCAGAUGCAGAUCAACAGCAUGCACAUGAGCCAGACCCAGCAGCAGAUCACCAUGCAGCAGCAGCAGCAGUUCGUCCAGAGCAGCAGCACGACAACAACACACCAGCAGCAGCAACAGUUGCUGCAGAUGAGCCAGAGCGGGCCGGGACCCAGUAACAACAAUGCCGCAGCGCAGGCGGUUGGCGGCGUUGGUGUUGGUGUGGGCGUGGGCGUGUCAACAAUCGCGAGCGCCAGCUCCAUUAGCCAGACGAUCAACUCGGUGGUGGCCAACUCGAAUGACUUGUGCCUCGAAUUCCUCGACAGCCUGCCGGUGGACAGCAACUUCUCCACGCAGGAUCUGAUCAACUCGCUGGACAACGACAACUUUAACAUACAGGACAUUUUGCAGUAGACCAAUAGCGAGAGAGAGACAGAUAGAGAGAAUGCGAAAGAAAGAAUGCGAAAUCAAAAGGAUGCCAGCACCAGCCUAACGAACACCAGCACCAAGCUAGCCACCAUAACCAACCAACCAACCAACCAACCAACCAACCAAUUGUUGCCUGUUUUUGUUUAAUUUUUUUGUUGCCUGUUGUUGUUAUUGCCUCCCCCCGUGAGACCUCAUCCCCUGUUUGUUGAUUGUGUGAAUUUUAGAAGCUAAGUUCGUUUCGAUGUACUUUAAUUUGGGACUUUACUGUAUUAUUAGCCGCUAGAGCUGACCGCCUCGUUUCUGGGGCACAGGGCAGCAACGGUCCAAGGCGGGCGAGCGCUGGGGGCGUGGCAGCGGCAGCGGCCAGUACGCAAACAUUCCAUAAGCUACAAAUAUAUAUUUCCACGUAUAUAUGUAUAUUUGAAUAAUAAUUCGAGCAAAAGUAUUCAAAAGCAGCCCCAAAAAAAAAAAAAAAAAAAAAAAAACAAAAUAUAUAUACAUUUAAAAAAUGAAGAGAAAAUAGUAAAGCACAUAGAUAUACCCUCACCCAUACACUCGCAGAACUUAAGCACU